Molecule: messenger RNA, 796 nt
Organism: Brassica rapa (field mustard)
Lineage: Eukaryota; Viridiplantae; Streptophyta; Magnoliopsida; Brassicales; Brassicaceae
Product: 17.4 kDa class I heat shock protein
Source: RefSeq, a predicted model, not a curated record
UUAUCUCUUAGCUCUCUCUCUCUCCCCCCCUAUAUAUACGCAAAGGCACGCAGGCUUCAGAACCAUCAAAGUAACAAAAGAGAAGCAAAGCAAAAUUGUAGAAGAGAACAAACUUGUGAAAGAGCAUCUUAGUUUUCUGGGCAGUAAAACGAUGUCUCUAAUCCCAAGCUUUUUCGGUGGCCGAAGAACAAACGUGUUCGACCCAUUCUCGCUAGACCUGUAUGACCCGUUCGAAGGAUUCUUAACGCCUUCAGGGAUGACAAACGCAACCUCCAAGGACGUGGCAGCGUUCACAAACGCGAAAGUGGACUGGAGGGAGACACCAGAGGCGCACGUGUUCAAGGCGGACUUGCCGGGGCUGAAGAAGGAAGAAGUGAAGGUGGAGGUUGAAGAUGGCAACAUACUUCAGAUAAGUGGAGAGAGAAGCAGCGAGAAUGAAGAGAAGAGUGACAAGUGGCACCGUGUGGAGAGGUCAAGUGGGAAGUUCAUGAGGAGGUUUAAGUUGCCGGAGAACGCGAAGGUAGAUGAAGUGAAAGCUUGUAUGGAGAACGGUGUGUUGUCGGUCACGGUGCCUAAGAUGCCUGAGAGGAAGCCUGAGGUCAAGUCUAUUGACAUCUCCGGCUAAAUAAGAUGGAAAAUCAGAGAUAAAACAAGAUAAAUAAGUAUGAUGAUGUGAAAUAAUGGGUGUGGAUGUGUGUUAUUUUCUUGCUUUUUUCCUGUUCUUCUCUUUCCUUAUAAUAUGGAUCUGGAUGUAUAAUAUCUGUAAAUCUUAAUAAAAAAGUGUCUUGAAAUAUAA